Molecule: messenger RNA, 2211 nt
Organism: Cloeon dipterum
Lineage: Eukaryota; Metazoa; Arthropoda; Insecta; Ephemeroptera; Baetidae
Exons: 3
Coding region: 53-2080 (675 amino acids)
Source: RefSeq, a predicted model, not a curated record
CAGGCUUUUUGCGAUUGUCUGCGCAAAUUUUGAUUUAAAAAGUUCUCAAGCGAUGGAAAAGCAGCCGAAAAGCGCGCAGAAGAGUCGCCAUAAGGUGAAGAACGCCGGCGACAGAUCUCGCAUGCUGAAGAUGAGCAAGUCGAGCUCAAAGGCGUCGCCGAGCAAGUCACUGCCACAGCAGAUCGAAAUCAAACCCAAAGAUUUCAUUUGCCCAUCGGAAGCCAAACAGAGUCUCACAGAGGCUUUCGAAGAAAUCAAGUAUCAAUGUGCCACCUUUAAACCUGGCGAAAGGAGCCAGUUCGCUGCCGAAGACGACGUAAAUCCAGUCGAUUCUGACCAAUAUUUUUCCCUUGCUGGCACUGACGCCGAAAAUUCCUUUGAGGAGGAGGAAGAGGAAGUUUGCGACUCCAUGGAGGUGGCUGACACUACUGGCGACACUGAGGAGGUCGUCCAGCUGGAUAAAGCAGAAUUGGAACGGAAAGAGUUCUGCAGUGGUGAUUGCGUUGACCAGCAGCCCGUCAGUUCAGAGGAGUGUUUUGAAGAGCAUCAGUGCGUAAACAAGACUGAAGAUACAGAUACCCUUGAGGCGGCCCCUAACAAGCUGGAGUCAUCAGGCGAGACCGCUGAUAUGGACAUGAGUGACUCAGCUGUGACAGGUCGGAUUGAGGUUUGUUCUGGAUCAGACAGAAUGGACCAGAGCUCGUUUCUGGCCGAGGGAGACUCGACUGACUCAAGUUGGCUCAUCAACGAACCAAUGCCUUUAUGGCCUGAUGUUAGCAGCAGCGACUACACAUACGAUUCACCCACGAUGCAUAUUCUUGCUACCUUGAAAGUGCCUGUUCUGCUUCUGGAAACUGAGGAUGAGGACAGCUUUAAUGCUCAGCCUGACCUUGAAAAUCAGAAGGAAGAGGAUGAUUCGAAAGAAUUGAGUUGGCAGGAGAACGAAAUUGAGGACAGUGUCAAUCAGUCGCAGCCGGAAAAUAUAGAAAGUUGCAAAGAAAAUCCAGUUUCACAGCCCGAUUUGAAGGACCUUGAAACUGAAGCCAAAGUAGAGUCAAGUCUGCAGAUCAACCAGGAGAUUCCGGAAAAAGAGGAAAGUUGCAAUGAAAUAUCAGAUGCGCAACCUGAUCAGAAAAAUUGUGAAAACGUUGUGGGAGACGAAGAGAGCUGCCAGGCUACCUUAAAAAUUGAGGAAAAAGAGAGCACUGGCGAAGAACAGCCCAAAACUGGGCCCAUUUUGAUCAAUCCAGAGAGUGAGACCAGUUUGAAAGGGACUCCUCUGAUCGACAUGGACCUAUCCAAAUCUUGUUCUGUCUGUGAACCAGCCAUGACAGUUUCCAGCUUGAAACGGUCGUUGACAACUCCUAGCCCAAGGAGCGUCAUUGCCAAAACUGUCACGAGCACGCCUGAACCCCAAAGAGGCAAGAUUCCCGAAGUGAUCUCGCGCUACUCAACCCCAAAGACGCGUUCCCACCGUGACACACCUCAGCCCAAGAGUAAGUUACCGCGGCUGACUGCCAAGAACAAGUACAAUAAUGUGAAGGCCAAAGUGGACUCCAAUCUGAUGAGCGGAAAGAAGUCCUCCAUUUUGAAGAAACAGGCUGUCCAGGAGCAGCCAAAGGAGCUGGCGGUUUCUUGGGGAAAGCCCAUUGAGCAGUUAAUACAGCAGGACAGCGGAGAGCCUGAGUUAAGCCUGGAGAUGGAAACUCUCAAGGAGCCUGAAAUCGAGAAGUUGGAAGAGAAACAAGAGGAAAAAGUUAAAGAACAGGAUUACAAGCCAGAAGAACAACAGGCCAAAGAGGAAAAAACAGCAAAAAUGGUGAUGGAAGUGGAGAAGGAUCCCAAAGCUCUCGAGGACGAUUGGCAGUGGGAAGUGUCUCCAGCUGAACUUCAAGCUGCACCUUGGCCUGAGGAACCUUUGGAGCAGCGUCUACGUCAUGAUACACCUGACGAGAAGAACAACGGCAAGGUGCUACUCGGCGUCGCCGCCAUUGCUGUGGCCGGCUACGCAGCCUACUCCAACUGGGACACCAUCGUGAAGAAGUCUGCGGCGCUGCUUGAGUAUUUGGCUCCUCGUUAGUUUCCGUUUUAUCUGUUGAAUAAAUUCGUCAAGGUUAAAUUUCCCUGCCACAAUGAGCGAAGGAUGAUGCGGCGAUUUACAAGUCAAAGUAAAAGAUUGAGAAAAAGUCGCAAAUGUGCCUGUCAUUCCAU